AACUAUCAGUUCUGGAACAGUCUGUCAAAGAUGAUGAAGGUGCUAACCACAAACAGAACUCUAUACAUCAUAACGAUGUAAUCUGUAUCUUGAAGUAAACAUGUAUCUAACGCUGUGAUCCUUCCCUCCCACAGAGGAGACAUGGUGCAGAAACAAGUGAUAGCUGUGCCAGACAUGCAGCUCAGCCCUGCCCAGCCCUGCCCCUCUACCUGCUGAGCUACAGCUGCCCCCAAAUUGAUUGUGAAGCUGUUAAUUAAAGUGAAGAAGUUACAUAAUUUUUUUCAAUGUACAUUUUGCUGAUGAUAAGUAUAGAUUUUGAUAGAUUAUAUAUAUGUAUAUAAUGCUCUACAGCACUACAGCCACCUUUGACCUGAUCCACUAUGUUGUAACAAUCAAAUCCACAUCCUCAUUUUCUCUUUCGUCACUGCAACUGUUUUUCUGCACUUGUUCCUUGGUCAUAAAGAGGACGGGUCGCUGGAUCACUGUGAUCACCUUCUGCUGACAGAAGGUGUGUGUCCCCAGAGACCCAAAGAGAAGUAUGUCAGGGCAGGUGAGAUGGUGGCUCUGCAGUGCCCUGGUUACAGAGGGUACGAUCACAGUGAUGGCAGACUGAUCUGGACCAGUCACACCAGCCAGGAGAUGGAUCUGACCGGUGACAUGUCAUCAGCGCAGCAGAUGGAGACGGGCGUUCUGGUUCAUGGAAGGAGUCUUGUGAUUCUUAAUGCCUCUGUAAACCAUCAGGGGAAUUACUCGUGCUCUCAGGGGAAUGCCAGCAGACAGAACUGGUUCAAGCUGAUGGUAUAUACAACACAGACCAGAGAGUAUGAAAAUGAGACAACGUAUCCAGUGACGUGUUACACACUAGAGUCCUGCACAUUGACAUGUCCUGAUGUAAAUAUACCUGCUGAAAACAUCCCGAAUAUUACCAUCAACGGCACUAUAUGGCACAAGGAAGGAGAGUCAUCCCUAACAGCCAGUUACUUCUCGAGUGUGGAGGAGAAUGAUGGAGGUGUCUACACCUGUACCAGAUCUUACCUGUAUCAUGGUCAGAUAUACAACAUGACCUCCACGGUGAAGCUUGAAGUCCAGCCAAAGAAAAUACCUAAGAAACUUGCAGAGAUCACUUCACCGCGCAUGAGUGAGGUGUUUCCUGUAGAUCUCGGCUCAACAGUGGUGAUUGACUGUCAAGCUGUUGCGUGCUCAGAGUUUGAUGAGUUGUUCUGGUUAAUGGACGAUGCAUUUGUGAAGAGGGACAACAGUUCACCAGUUUUCUACAAAUUCAAAGAUGAAAGAGGUCCUGACAAGAUCAAGCUAACAGCAACGCUGGUCUUCAAAAAAGUGUCGAAAGAGGAUCUGUUAAAAAAUUACACCUGUAAGCUGCCAUGUGAGAGCCAACCCUCCAGCUCUGUCUCCAUCAACUUGGUUCAAAAACCUCGCCCUGCUUACGUUCCCCUGGCUCUUGGGAUCGUCUGUGUUGUGGUGGUGAUGGUUUCGACAGUAGUUAUCUACGUGAAGUUCAAGAUAAACAUCACUCUUUUCCUAAGAGACACUCUCGGCUGCCGCAGAAGCACCUCAGAUGGGAAGAGCUACGACGCCUUUUUGAUGUGUUACAAGAGCGACACGGAUGCAGGACUGAAUGACGAUGACAGAAAAUGGCUGGAAAGUGUUAUGGAGGAGGAAUUUAGUUACAGCCUCUGUCUUUUUGAUCGCGACGUCUUACCGGGCAAAGCUGUACAGGAGGCUGUGUUAGACUGCGUGCAGCAGAGCCGGACAGUUGUUUUGGUUCCCACCUCUUCAGACCCCGGUCCAGGAGCUGGCUUUCUCAGUGUUAUCCAUGAAGCCCUUGUGGAGCGACAGACUGACCUGGUCUUCAUCAGAACCGAGGCAACAGAGGUGUGGAGAUCAGGUUCAUUAUCAGAGGCCUUACAGCUCCUCAGCGAGGCUGGAGACUGUGUCACCUGGAAGGGCAUUAGCUCCAUGUCGCUCUCCUCCCCCUUCUGGAAGCAGCUUCGCUAUUACCUACCCGCCCCGCAGAACGCAUCAAAAAUAAGGCUUUUACCUAAAUAGACACUGAAUUCAUUCACAGGGCCAGUGUUGAGGAUUUUGGUGCUAUUUAGGGGUAAGUUUGCAGAUUCCAACCAACUGAACAGCCCUUGUACCAGGUGCUGAAAAAUGUACAAGCCCCUCAGAAGAGCCAGUGUUUGGUUUGUCCAUUGUGGGCCACUGUAGAAACAUUGCCGACUCCAUGGAAGAGGACCCGCUUCCUUUGUAAAUAUAAAAGCCUCAUUCUGAGUUAAUAAAAACAAAAAUAUCUUAGUCUCAGGUAGGUGCUAAUACAGUAAUGAAAUGUUUUAUUCCGUUUCUGCCCCUGAAUCCUACACGUCGGACCCUUAACAUCUUGUUUUCUUGAAUUGCCCAGUAGAAAACUCACCUUGUAUGAGGGAAGCAACUUUUCGUCUCACCUGCAAAAGCAUUUAAUGUAUGAAUGUGACAUCAAAAUGUGAGACUGCUUUUUGUUAUAACAUCAGGCUAUACACUGUUACUACAGGCAUAGUAUUGUUUAAAUGUCAUAUUAAUAAUAGCUUGUAUUGUUUUUACAUACAUCUACAGAACAUUUAGAAAUGUGAAGAAAAAAAGCAUCUGUUUUCCUCUAAAACAUUAUGAGGAGUGUGAAUUAAUAAUUUUACAAUGUGUUGAAAAAAUGUUUACAAAAAGACUGUUUUGUCCUGUUGUUGUGUCGAAAAAUUAUGACAGCAGUAUAAUCCCUUUGCUAUUAUAGUUUUACAGUUUGCACACAGUGCACUGCAGGGCUCUCAAGUUUUGAGAUAUUUUUGUGUUAGGCCAGUACAGUUUUCAGCUAGCUAGCUUCAUCUACGUUUACAUUAGCUAGCAUUAGCAAUGUUAACAUCAAUUUGCUAUGUAGUUGUAUAACACAUUAGCUAACGUAGCAGCAUAAUUUACUUUAGUUUCUAACAUUAGCAACAUUUGCUAGCUUGUGUCACAUUUGCAUUAGCAAAGUUUAUUGAUGUUGAUGUUAGCUUGCAUUAUCAUUGUUGACGUUUGCCUGCUAGCGUGAGCCACGUUGGCUAAGGUAGCAAUGCAUAUACCUUACUUUGCAAUGUAUAUAGUCUUUAUUGUUAGCUAGUAUGCAAAUUGGCUACCACUUGAUGAGGCAGAUGUUUCAAACAACAACAGUGUUUUAGCCUGUAUUUGAAGGCUAUAACUUGAUUUUUUUUGUCUUCAUCAUUAGCCUUUUUUUUUUUUUUUUAACAAGCAAGCUCUGUUCUCUUAUUCAGCCUGAAUCACUAUCUGUACUGACACUGUCAUGCUGCUCUGCUCACUGCAGAAAAGUGCCACUCUGAUGCAAAAUAAUUUAAAGCUGUGCUUCAAAAUAAACUAUCUUCAAUCAUAACCCCUCAGAAAUAUUGUCCAGACUUUGUCAUAAGCCUUUUAAUCCCUGUAAGCUCUGUGUUUUGGUUUUGCUAGC
Acanthopagrus latus (yellowfin seabream) is the source of this 3487-nucleotide messenger RNA. RefSeq names its product interleukin-18 receptor 1-like. The transcript is spliced from 10 exons. The record is from RefSeq and is a predicted model, not a curated record. Lineage: Eukaryota; Metazoa; Chordata; Actinopteri; Spariformes; Sparidae. Gene Ontology annotation, molecular function: interleukin-1 receptor activity. Gene Ontology annotation, biological process: signal transduction. The coding region runs from base 556 to 2067 and encodes 503 amino acids.